Drosophila melanogaster (fruit fly) is the source of this 1534-nucleotide messenger RNA. RefSeq lists its product as uncharacterized. NCBI's taxonomy places the organism in Eukaryota, Metazoa, Arthropoda, Insecta, Diptera, Drosophilidae. The transcript has 2 exons. Gene Ontology annotation, molecular function: nucleic acid binding. The record is from RefSeq and is marked reviewed. Bases 76 to 876 code for a protein of 266 amino acids.
AUUCAAAAACGGUCACACUGGCACACAACGUGUUUACAAAACGUUGUUUAGUUAAUUUACCGCGAAUUACACAAAAUGGUUGAACUGGAGGGCUAUGUAGUGGUGCCGCUGCGCACGACGCCGAAGGCGCAACAUUGCCACAGUAUCUACAUGCGGGAGCACUUCAUCCGUCUGAUGGAUCCCAACAAACCGAAGGGACGCACACUCUUUCUGCUCAACGUGCCGCCCUACGUGACAGAGGACAGCCUGCGCACGGUCUUCGGCCGGGCGGGGAGCAUCGAGGCCGUGGAGUUCGCCGCCAAACCGGGCAAGGAGGAGACCAUCAAGUGGUACGAGGGCACCGGCGAACCCUUCUCCAACACUCGUCCGCCCUUCGUCUUCAAGGUGGCCUACAUAGUGUUCGAGAAGAACAGCAGCAUCGGCAAGGCGCUGGCACUAAAGAGCAUUGACCUGUUCAACAGCAGCGGCGAGUGCAUCGUCAAGACCGGCAUGGAGCUGUGGCACGAGGAGUACGACUGCAAUUACCUGCUGGAUGCGCAAAAGACGAAGCUACAGAUCAGCAAGUACAUGGCCGGCUACGACAAGAGGGAGCGAGCGGCGGCACAGGCGGCCAAGACCGGAGAGGCCGACGCCGACGGAUGGGUCACCGUCGGCAAGGAGGGUCGCAAUGCUGGCUUCGAGCAGAAGGCGUCCGUAAUUGGACGCCUGGAGGAGAAGGUGGCCAAGGGCAAUAAGACCAAGGAGCUAAAGAACUUCUACACCUUCCAAAUACGCGAGAGCAAGAUGCAGAAUAUCGUCGAGAUGCGCAAGAAGUUCGAGGAGGAAAAGCGAAAGAUCGGGCUGCUCAAGCAGUCGCGCCGCUUCAAACCAUUUUAGUCCGUACGCAUAGGUUAAGCAUCGAAUAAAACUUCUUUAUGACACCAGAACGACCCCGAAUGCAAGAUCCAGGAUCCAACGGUCCGACCGCAGAUAAAUCCUCAUAAAUUCGCCGAUGCCAUUGACACUGCCGCGACCGAAUCCUGACCAACGCCACGACCAAAUCCCACAGCAAUGCCAUAACUUAUCCCGACCGCAGUGAGGGGCAUAAAAGCUUAUAAAAAGCGAGCAACAAAAAAGGCCAGCGUGUGGAAUGGGGGGAUUGGAGCUCGUCCAACAGACCAACUGCGCUUAUUGUGUGAUAAUCACAUAUGGUUUAUGUUAAUUUGAGAAAUGAUAAAAAUAUUUCGCUUAUCAUCUUUAAUCAUAAUCGUCGCUGCGCCGUCGUCGCGCCCGAAACGCACUCUGCAACUCAGUCGCCCAGUCCGCGCAGCACGCGAUCAUCCCUCAUCCCCGAUCCGCGAAAGGUAUUGCUGGCUUAAUCCAGGUCCGGUUCUAUGGCGCUGUGUUCAUACCAAGGCAAUUGGUGGGAUGAAAUUUGGUCUUCCACCAUUAAGUUCUUUGACUUAAAAAUACUUUUACAUUAUACAUUAUUAUAAUAUAUUAUUGAAAAAAUGCCUUUCCGAUAUUUAAAGGCAUAAUAAAUUAACAUAAUCUU